Molecule: messenger RNA, 1047 nt
Organism: Drepanopeziza brunnea f. sp. 'multigermtubi' MB_m1
Lineage: Eukaryota; Fungi; Ascomycota; Leotiomycetes; Helotiales; Drepanopezizaceae
Source: RefSeq, a predicted model, not a curated record
AUGGUCAAAGAUCCGCGCCAACAAGGGAAAGGUAAAACACGACCCGCUGUCAAUCUCGCAGCGGUACCAAGCACGACGCACGCCACCUCCAGCCCGCCAAAGCUUAAUAGAUCAAAUGCCGUCACUGACUGGAGAACGGACCCGGAGUAUUUAGAGCCAACCAUACCAAAACGAGGUUACAUCUUGCCUCUGAUCCCAUACACCGUGGCCAUGUCUUUUCAAACCGCAGGAAACCCCGACGACGAGACGGUCAUCCGAGAGGUCGUACCGGGAGUCACGACCAUCUCGGUCCCGUUCCUCCGGUUCAACCGUAUCAAGUUCGGAGGCCGAGCUACACUCGUCCGCCUCCAGUCCGGCACCCUCGCCGUCUUCUCCCCCACGCCCCUCACGCCCCUCGUCAAGAGCACCAUCGCCAGCAUCUCCCCCUCGCCGACCCCCAUCUCCUACAUCAUCGCGCCGGAUCUCGAGCACCACAUGAACCUCUCCGCCUGGCACGCCGCCUAUCCCACCGCCCACAUCAUCGCGCCCGAGGGCCUCGCCGAGAAGCGCGCGGCGCUGAACCGCAGCGACAAGGCCGUCACCAUCGUCCCCUUCGGCACGGUCUUCACGGCGCGGGACAAGCUCAGCACCAAGGUCACGGCGGAGUUCGACGCCGAGUUCGCCUACGAGUUCGUCGACGCGCACCCGAACAAGGAGCUCGUGUUCGUGCACCGGCCCUCCCGCACCUGCAUCGAGGCCGACCUGCUCUUCAACCUGCCCGCGGUGGAGCAGUACAGUCGGUCGGGCAUCGACCCCACCACGGGCUGGGCCACGCGGCUGUUCGCCGCCAUGCAGCACACGCGCGGCGACGCCCUGUGGCAGAAGCGCAUGCUGUGGUACCUGUUCAGCAAGCGCGACCGCGCCGGCUUCGCGGAGAGCGCCAAGAGGAUCAACGCCUGGGACUUUGUGAACCUGGUGCCGUGCCACGGGGACACGUUUGUCGGGGACGGGAAGACGGUGUAUGAGAAGGUCAUGGAGUGGCAUCUGCAGGGAAAGAAGAAGAACUGA